Molecule: messenger RNA, 3325 nt
Organism: Tachyglossus aculeatus (Australian echidna)
Lineage: Eukaryota; Metazoa; Chordata; Mammalia; Monotremata; Tachyglossidae
Gene: SGSM3
Product: small G protein signaling modulator 3
Exons: 21
Coding region: 66-2306 (746 amino acids)
Molecular function (GO): protein binding
Source: RefSeq, a predicted model, not a curated record
AUCCAGGCUUCUGUGGCGAGGGGGCACCCUGGACCUGGGAGCACCUUGCCUCGCUUCCCAGUGAAAUGUCAGGAAGCCACACGCCUUCUGGUGGGGGCCCUUUCUCUGCCCUGACCCCAAGCAUCUGGCCCCAAGAGAUCCUGGCCAAGUACACUCAGAAAGAAGAAUCAGUGGAGCAACCAGAGUUCCGUUACGAUGAGUUUGGUUUCCGCGUGGACCAAGAAGACGGUGCUGAGCCCAACUCCAACCGGCUGCUGGGCGUGCCCCUGACCGAGGACCCCCAGCAGCGACUGAGAUGGCAGGCCCACCUGGAGUUCACCCACAACCACGAUGUGGGCGACCUGACCUGGGAUAAGAUCGAGGUCUCCCUGCCGCGCUCCGACAAGCUGCGCUCCCUGGUGCUGGCGGGCAUCCCGCACAGCAUGAGGCCCCAGCUGUGGAUGCGGUUGUCAGGAGCCCUGCAGAAGAAGAGGAAUUCGGAGAUGUCGUAUAGAGACAUUGUGAAGAACAGCUCCAACGACGAGACCAUUGCUGCCAAACAGAUUGAGAAGGACCUGCUCCGCACCAUGCCCAGCAACGCCUGCUUCUCCAACAUGAACAGCAUCGGGGUGCCCCGCCUGCGCCGGAUCCUGCGCGGGCUCGCCUGGCUCUACCCUGACAUCGGCUACUGCCAGGGCACCGGCAUGGUGGCGGCCUGCCUGCUGCUCUUCCUGGAGGAGGAGGAUGCCUUCUGGAUGAUGUGCGCCAUCAUCGAGGACCUGGUGCCCGCCUCCUACUUCAGCACCACCCUGAUGGGGGUUCAGACCGACCAGCGGGUCCUGCGCCACCUCAUCGUGCAGUAUUUGCCCCGCCUGGACAAGCUGCUCCAGGAGCACGACAUCGAGCUGUCCCUCAUCACCCUGCACUGGUUCCUCACGGCCUUCGCUAGCGUGGUGCAUAUCAAGCUGCUUCUGCGCAUAUGGGACCUCUUCUUCUACCAAGGCUCCCUGGUGCUGUUCCAGACCACGCUGGGGAUGCUGCGGAUGAAGGAAGAGGAGCUGAUCCAGUCGGAGAACUCGGCGUCCAUCUUUAACACCCUGUCGGACAUCCCGUCCCAGAUGGAGGACGCGGAGGCCCUGCUGGGGGAGGCCAUGCGCCUGGCGGGCUCCCUCACCCAAGUGGCCGUGGAGACCCAGCGUCGCAAGCACCUGGCCUACCUUAUCGCCGACCAGGGCCAACUGCUCAGCUCCAGCGCCGCCGUCAACAACCUCUCCAAGAUUGUCCGGCGCAGGACCCAGCGCAGGAAAUCGGGCGAGGACGACUUGGAGGUGCUGAAGGCGAAAAACAUAAAGCAAACGGAGCUGGUGGCCGCCCUGCGCGAGGCCAUCUUGCAGGUGGCCCGACACUUCCAGUGCGUGGACCCCAAACACUGCAACAUUGAGCUGACCCCGGACUACUCCAUGGAGAGCCACCAGCAGGACCACGAGAAGUACGUGGCCUGUCUCCGCAGCCACCGGCGCCGCGCCAGGGCCCUGCUGGACUUCGAGCGCCAUGAUGACGACGAGCUGGGCUUCCGCAAGAACGACAUCAUCACGAUUGUAUCCCAAAAGGAUGAGCACUGUUGGGUGGGGGAGCUGAACGGCCUGAGAGGUUGGUUUCCUGCCAAGUUUGUGGAAGUCCUGGACGAAAGGAGCAAAGAGUACUCCAUCGCCGGAGACGACUCCGUGACAGAAGGGGUGACGGACCUGGUCCGCGGGAGCCUCUGCCCGGCCCUCAAGUCCAUUUUCCAACACGGGCUGAAGAAGCCGUCGCUGCUCGGGGGCCCCUGCCACCCCUGGCUGUUCAUCGAGGAGGCCGCAGGCCGGGAAGUGGAAAGAGACUUUGAUUCCGUUUACUCCCGCCUAGUGCUCUGCAAGACGUACAGGUUGGAUGAAGAUGGUAAAGUCCUGACUCCCGAGGAGCUGCUCUAUCGAGCGGUGCAGUCGGUGAACAUGACACACGACUCCGCUCACGCUCAGAUGGACGUGAAGCUGCGCUCGCUCAUCUGCGUUGGGCUCAAUGAGCAGGUCCUGCACCUGUGGCUGGAAGUGCUGUGUUCGAGCCUGCAGACCGUGGAGAAGUGGUUCCACCCGUGGUCCUUCCUGCGCAGCCCCGGCUGGGUCCAGAUCAAGUGCGAGUUGCGAGUCCUCUGCCAUUUCGCAUUCAGCCUCUCCCAGGAUUGGGAACUUCCCUUGAAGAGAGAGGAGAAAGAGAAGAAACCUUUGAAGGAAGGGGUGCAGGACAUGCUGGUGAAACACCACCUCUUCAGCUGGGAUAUAGAUGGCUGAUCUCCCCUCCCGUCUUCCCGAGUUCUGUGCUCCCCUCCCCGCCCCCUCCCCUACGGUUCACCCCCAGUAGACUUGCCAGCUCCAUCAAUCCACCGGUCACCAAAGCAGCCUCCUCAGCUCUGGGCUUUUGGCCCGUCCAGGCUGAGGCCCUCUGCUUUGGGGCCGGGGCCCCGAGAGGGUGGAUGGGGGCCACUGCUGGCUACUUGUCUACUUCCCCUACCCUCGACACCCAGCAGCGGGCACAGUUUUGUUCUCCGUCACCGCCGGGCCCUCCGCCCCCUUUCCUCCGCACCUGCCACUGUGAGGUGGAGAGAGCAGGCAGGCUUACCCCUGGGUUCUCCGGAUCCAGGGAGCAGCUUAGCUCCUGCCGGUCUCCCGCUGCCCGUUCCCAGCACCCCCGGGGCGCGGGCUGUCCCUGGGGCCAACAGUGAGAAAGCAAGGAGCCAGCCAGGGAUGCCCUCCUCCCGCGGGGCAGAAAGCAGUGCUUGGAACGAGGUAUGUGACCCCCCUCCCCUCCCCUUGGUUGGCUGUCUCUUGCAUUUCAUUUGGUGGCAGGGGCCGCCGAGGGGGCCCCCCAGCCCGUUCGCCGCCUGCCCCUGAGCUCUGGCUGGUUGGGGGGCAUCAGCUGCUACCCCAGAGGGCAGCCAACUUGGCACCUGACCCUGCCAGGAAGGGGCACGGAGACCCAGAUCCCAGUCCCUGAGCCAGAUCAGAGGGAGAGGGGGGGCCCAGUUGCCUCCACCUAACCUUUUUUAUGAACCAAAAUCUAAUUGUAAAAUAGCUAGAGGUCUUUAUGUCUAUUUUGUCAGUCUUUGCUCAGGAAAAGGGGUUGAGGGCAGAGCUGGUGGGCCUGCCCUGUGCCUACUCAGGAUAGGGUGGACAGGAGGGGAUUGGGCAGGACCCCGUCAGUCAGGGUCUGGGACCAACAGUGGACGCCCGUGCUGUCUUGUGCGCACUAGGCCAGUGCUGUACAGUAUGUUUCUUUUGUUUGUAAAUAAACUGCAUCCUGUGAAAGCAGC